This is a messenger RNA of Vitis vinifera (wine grape), 871 nucleotides long. Its product is annotated as NAD(P)H-quinone oxidoreductase subunit T, chloroplastic. The coding region runs from base 1 to 762 and encodes 253 amino acids. Lineage: Eukaryota; Viridiplantae; Streptophyta; Magnoliopsida; Vitales; Vitaceae. The transcript has 2 exons. The record is from RefSeq and is a predicted model, not a curated record.
AUGGCUUCCACAGCUGCUCCCCCACCUUCAUUCUCCCUCCUUCUCAAAACCCAGAACACCACAAACCAACUCAGAUCAGUAACACCCAGCAGAAGAAGAAGAAGAAGCAGCAGCAGCCAAGGUGGUUUUUGGAUUUUAGCAGCAGCCCAGGACUCGAAAAACCCCAGGCAGAGAGCCCCACCAGGAGUUGACACGAGAAUCCACUGGGACAACCCAGAUGAAGGGUGGAUUGGAGGAAGCAGUUCAAAGCCAAAGCUGAAUGGAGAAGAGGAGGAGAAGAACCUGUUGGGUGAAGAGUUUUCUGAUUUGCUCGAUGACUCGUCUGAUUCUCAUUACCAGUUCUUAGGAAUAUCUGCACAAGCUGAUCUGGAAGAGAUUAAAGCUGCUUACCGGCGUUUAUCGAAAGAGUACCAUCCAGACACAACUUCACUUCCACUAAAAGCAGCAUCUGACAAGUUCUUAAAACUAAGAGAAGUUUACGACGUUUUGUGUGAUGAAGAGAGACGCAGGUUUUACGACUGGACACUUGCUCAAGAGGCUGCAAGCCGCAAAGCAGAGAAGAUGAAAAUGAAGUUAGAGGAUCCUUACCAGAAAGAUGUCCAGAACUGGGAAUCCAUUCCAGACAUGGUAGACCGUCUAGGUGGAAGGAACAUGGAGUUGAGUGAUCAAGCAGUCACAGCCCUCACCUUUGAUAUAUUAAUCAUUAUUUUUGCAAUUUGUUGUAUAAUUUAUGUGCUUGUCUUCAAGGAACCAAAUUACUAGGUAGAUACUUGUCCCUUAGCUGAUGAGCACAUGAUACUACAGUAGGUCUAUACAAGCUUGUACAGCUAAUAUUCAUGAAUAUUGAACAAUAAAUUUUUAUGAUUUUAUA